Paramecium sonneborni is the source of this 1668-nucleotide messenger RNA. NCBI's taxonomy places the organism in Eukaryota, Ciliophora, Oligohymenophorea, Peniculida, Parameciidae. The record is from the annotation of a GenBank genome assembly.
AUGCAAAUGCUUAUUGAAAGUAGUAAGUUCUAAUAAAUGGAGAAUGUUGGAUUGAUUAGAGCAAUGAUUAUUAAGAAAUUUAUUCUAAAUUAUUUCAUUUAUAAAAUGAUAACUAAUUUAGUUCGUAAUAUAGUAUAGUUUGGAGGUACUUCAACAUUUGAAAAGGCUAGAUUGUCAGCCACAUAUAAAGGUGAUUAUUAUUAUCCAAAUGAAACUGAUAUUGAAGGUAAUCUUGAAAACAUGACUAGCAAUUAUGCUUACACUUUCUGGUAAGGAUCCUGAAACUCGUCCUUAAGUUGGAUUCACAACUAUCUUAGCUAAACUUGAAUCCUCACAAUCUAAAAUCUAUUGGAAUUAUAUUAUUAAAAACUUAAUAAUCUUAGACAGAUGCAUUGAAUAUAGAUUUUUUGUUUCAGAUAUUGCAAAUAUGAAUAUUAGUUAUGUUGAAAAUUAUGUUGAAAAAGAUCCAAAAUAUAGUAAAGCUUUUUUAUCAAAUUAUUAGAAAAUAUAUCUAUCGAUUCAUUUAUUAGAAAAUAUUAUCUUUAUUUGAAGAAAAAAGCUACAUUAUAUUCAAUCAAAAAAUCAAGUUUCAAUACACCAAAAGAAGAAAAGAAGAAUUACUUUAAGUAAUAAUAGGUUGAAACUAUUUUUGAAGAGUUUUACAAAGGUUAAUAAUUAUUCAAUUAGAUAUUAGAUGUAAAAAUCAUCAUAUCUAGUUUUAGAUCGCUAUUCAUGAUAAAAAUGGACUAUUAAAAUAUAGACUAAAUUAAUAUGUCUAUUAAUUAUUAUUGUUCACUAUGUUAAAUUUAUAUUAUAAUUCAUACAUUUUGAUUGUUAUUUUAAUUGAAAGAUUACUCAAAAUGCCUAUAAAUGAGGUAAGGCAAUUCAAAGAAAUAUAUAAUCAUUUUUUGAAAAACAAUGAAGUUUUAGUAAAUUUUAUUAAUACAAGACUUUAUAUUAAAGGGUUUUCUAAUAUCAAUACAUGCGAGAUUGCACGAAUUGAUUCAAGAAUUAUUGGUGCUAUUGAUGAGUAUGUGAUAAUUGCUGAAAAAUCUUAAAAUUCAAUUGGAUUAUCUUAAGACAUAUAAAUUUCAGCAGAUUUAAUUGAUGAAGAUCUAAUCUUUAAUCAACUUGAAAUUAUUAGAAAUAGUAUUAGUUAAAAAGAUGAUCCAAUUGAUUCUUUUAGAAGUAAAACUAUUAAUUGUUUAUUUAGAUGCUAAUCAUAAAUUAAGUAAUAUUUAAAAUAGUGUUUAAAAGGUUAUAAGUUUUGAAAUUAGAUUAAAAGAUUAUUAAUAUAAAUAUAAUAAGAAAUACCCAUAAAGUGGAUUUAAUACUGAUGGAUUCAAAGAAGAUGUAUACAAAACAUUUAAAAAUAAUUAUUCAACUGAAUAUAUUCCAAUAGAUCCAAAAUUAUUUAAAGCAUUUUCCUAUCAUUAAGAGAGAGAAUCUAGUGAACCUCAUUUUAGUUUAGAAUAAAAAUAUGAUGAAAAUGAUGGAAUGAAAUUAGAAUUUAUUUAACCUACUUAUGAUUUUGAUGAUAUUGUUUUUUAAUCUAUUAAGAAUGUGUUUUGCUUUGAAAUUCCAAAAAUGAUUGAUAAUAUUGAAGAUUUUCCUAAUGCAGAUGAAGAAGAUUUUCCUGAUUAUAGAGAUGAAGAAGAAGAUAAUUGA